Messenger RNA from Sinocyclocheilus anshuiensis, 1533 nucleotides. RefSeq names its product dolichol-phosphate mannosyltransferase subunit 3-like. The transcript is spliced from 2 exons. Lineage: Eukaryota; Metazoa; Chordata; Actinopteri; Cypriniformes; Cyprinidae. The record is from RefSeq and is a predicted model, not a curated record. Gene Ontology annotation, biological process: GPI anchor biosynthetic process. Gene Ontology annotation, cellular component: endoplasmic reticulum membrane; dolichol-phosphate-mannose synthase complex. Bases 113 to 466 code for a protein of 117 amino acids.
CAUUGUUACUAAGCUAAAAUAUGCCUCCGUUUAGCGUUGUUUGUUAGAUUUCAUUGUAAACACCAUGUAAUCGUUAGCAUUCGUGCUAGCUGUUCAAUACGAGUGAGGAUCAAUGCGAAUUUUAAACAACAGUGGUGGAUUCUUCAUUUAUAAUUUAGCCCUCCACCGUCCCACAAACUUCAUCACAAUGACCAAGCUUCUGGAGUGGCUUCUUGGUGUGUCGCUGAUUGGUGUGGCAUGGGGACUCGUUACCUUUGACCUCCUUGAUUUGCAGUUGCCUCCCCAGUAUAGAGAGCUGGCGUGGCCCAUGCCUGUAUAUCUGCUGGUGGCGUUUGGUUGUUAUUCACUGGCAGCUGUCGGCUACCGUGUGGCCACGUUUAAUGACUGUGAGGACGCGGCCAAAGAGUUGCAAGCACAAAUAAAAGAAGCCAAAGAGGAUUUAAAGAAGAAGGGACUGAAGAUGUGAGAAUUACAUCUUGGCUUCUGUUUUUUAUAUACAAAUGCAAACAUAGUCUCAUUGUUUCUGUUUACUUUGUGAUGUCUGUACUACAAUAUGCACUCAAGACUGCAGCUCAAAGCUGUCCAACUUUGUUCAAGUCUUUUUUUCUACAUGAUGUAAAUAAUAGUUUGAAAUGUAAGCACCUGCACACCUGUGAACGAUCUAUUUCCAGCAAUAUGACAGUCUUAUUUUAAACAUUAUAGGCACAUGCAUGUAUUGUCAAUGGAGAGCAGAGCUAUUUCCGUACAACCUCCAGAGAGUGUGUAUUUGCAUUUGCCAGGGACUGAAUAUGUCUUUUUUGAACCAGUUCUUUUUAGCGAGUCAGACUUAGAAAUGAACCCACUGUGUAGAUUUGCGCUUGCACAAGGGCAGCAUUUCAGUAAAUCAACCAUUUAAUGUGAAUAUUAUAGGGUCCUAAUAAAAGAAGUGGCCUACAUAGGGCUUUUCACACUUGAAAUAGUUAACCCUGGGUCAUUUUAAAGCUCAGGUAAACGAAAUCCAGGGUUAUUUUGCUUUACGUUUCACACUGCUCAUAAUUUGCCCGGAUUAAAAAUGAAUGCUGUUUAUUCAUAAAAUAACAUGUCACACUGUGCAUGCAUUUCCCGGGUUAACGUUCUUAUUUGCAUAUUUGUGGUGUAAGUGUCACUGAUUGGACGAACGCAGCACGUGACCUUUUUCCUUAACGAUUCUAGCAUCCUCGUAUUAGUAGCUAUAUCAUUUACAGAAAAAAUGUGCACAGCAAUGAAGGGGUGACACUAAAAUAUCAAGAGUGCAAAAAUAGACACACUCCACCCUCCACCCCCCACCGACAUAAAUAUAUGAACUAGUGUGACUGUAACACAAAGCAUGUUUCUGCAAAUGCGUGAAAUAAAAUCGAUAAUUCAGCCCCAAUGCAGUAAAAACACAGACACCAAGGAAGGGGUUACACUCUAAAACAUCAGUACAAAACAGACACACACACACUCACUUACACACACAAAUGAACUGGUGUGUAGCAACAUGGCAAAAUUGAGCCAGAAGACUCAAAUAAGGUU